AUGAUUUACCCAAUAUUAGGUGUUUUGCCUGUAAUAUGCUUCGUAGCAUUCAAUUAUAGCCGCGUCAAAGAGGUUGUAACAUUGAUAACAUUUUAUCUCGGUUUGGUAAUUCCAUUAGCAUAUUCAGAAAUUGGUUUGGUAAUCAGCUUAUUGUUUUAUACUAUAUCUUUCAGUUACGAUGUAUUUUUUGCUACACAAAGUUCAGAUAAAUCUGAUGAUACGAAAUUUUAUCCAUUAUUAAGAAAUGUAUGUUCCAUUGUACUUACUGUUGCUUAUUCCGUAUUUCUCAUCAUUUCUCUUAUGAAUACAGACACAAAAAUCCAAACAAAUAUUUUUGAUACAUUUAUUCCUUUAGUUACACCGUAUUCAUCUAUCAGACCCAACAAUAUAAUGGUAGCCAGAUCAGCUGCACGUCUAAUUAGUGCCGAUUAUGACUUUUCUGACUGUCCAUUAUGUCAUAAUCCACUUCCUGUUGAAACUCACUCGUCAAAGCGUGAUCUUAUCAUUAUAUUUGCGACAUUCGAAGCACACAGAGCAGUUGUUCCCAUUAGAACCAUCAGAACGGCUGGUUGUCAAGCAAAGAUUCUUUUAAUUACAGAUGAAACUACUUCAAUUCCAUGGGAAAUACAAAGAUGUGGUGUAACAGUCGUUACAACUAAAGUUGACAAGGAGGCCAACUUAAAUGUGAAAAGAGGUAUCAGAUUCCCAUUCAUGCAAGACUUUUUGCCACUCGUCAAAGAUAAAUUUGACAGAAUACUUUACAUGGACGGUUUUGACACUGUUUUCCAAAGUGAUCCAUUCCCAGCGUUUUCGACGAAGAACACAUUGCAUUACAGUGGCGAAAACCACACAUACAGGAUCAACUACGUGCUUAGUAAUUGGCGAGAAAGAGCUCCGAAUUUCAAUGUUCCACAUUGGAUGGAUAGGGAAGUAAAAUGUAAUGGACUUAUUUUAGCGGAUUUGGAAACAAUGUGGAAGAUUUCGUAUAUGGAGAAUGCACUGUUCUAUAGAAAUGGAGAUAAUAUAUGCGAAGACCAAACAUUUUAUGAAUUCCUCAUUGAAGAAGGAAUGAUUGAAGCACACGGAAUCAAGUUGUUUAGAAAUAAAGAACUCGCUUCGAUUUUAUGGAGUAAAGAAAAAUAUACGCAUUCAAAGCUUGGUUACAUUAAACAGAUCAACACCAGCUGGUACCCUGCAAUUGUACACCAAGCUAUGAACAUUUUCGAAUGGAGAGAAUUGAUUUGGCAAUCAUGCAGAUAG
Messenger RNA from Trichomonas vaginalis G3, 1260 nucleotides. Its product is annotated as nucleotide-diphospho-sugar transferases family. Bases 1 to 1260 code for a protein of 419 amino acids. Lineage: Eukaryota; Parabasalia; Trichomonadida; Trichomonadidae. The transcript has a single exon. The record is from RefSeq and is a predicted model, not a curated record.